This is a messenger RNA of Trematomus bernacchii (emerald rockcod), 1859 nucleotides long. RefSeq lists its product as uncharacterized. NCBI's taxonomy places the organism in Eukaryota, Metazoa, Chordata, Actinopteri, Perciformes, Nototheniidae. The record is from RefSeq and is a predicted model, not a curated record. Gene Ontology annotation, biological process: positive regulation of ERK1 and ERK2 cascade; interleukin-15-mediated signaling pathway; T cell activation. Gene Ontology annotation, cellular component: membrane raft; external side of plasma membrane. Gene Ontology annotation, molecular function: MHC class II protein binding; protein tyrosine kinase binding. The transcript has 6 exons. The coding region runs from base 479 to 1378 and encodes 299 amino acids.
CGACAAAAGCAAAAUAACAGAAUACAAAGCAACAACAAACCACGUACAGUCUGUUAAUACUCAUCUCUGCAGUGUGCAGAACAUGAAACUCAGUCAGAUAAAACUUCUUGGAGAGUUGAGUGUAGCGUCCUAUAGUCAGGUCAGAGAGACUGCUCUAAGAAUGGCACAUCCAGAAGAGUCUGCAGUGUGUAGAGCAUGAAACUAUUUCAAAACAACAUGAACAUUACACCGGCUAAUACAUGUGUAUAAAAGUAGGCCAUUAAAGUGAGUUUCAUUAGACGCUCGUUGAGUUAAGCACGUACCUUAUCUGCUCAGCAUCAGAGGGUUAACAACCCGGUUAACCGGGUUAACAACCAGGUUAACCCGGUUAACAACAUCCUCACAGAAACACUUCCCCUUCAGUUCUCAGAAGAGAAAUACAGAAACAGCAGGUUAGAGACUCUGACAGUCGAGAGCCAGAGACCAAGAGAGAAGCACGAUGUCUGAAUUCAGAAGGAUCAUGAUGUCUUCAUUCCUGAUGCUGCUGCUCCACUUUCCAGCUGCAGCUGUGAAAUAUUACUCCCUCACUGUCAGACCUGGAGAUGAAGUCACUUUGCCUUUUGACAAUGUGAUACAUGAUCAGGAUAAGUGUGAGAGUACUUGGUGGAGCUUCAGACAUUCACCAUUAACACCAACAGUGACGCUGUUUAAAGACGGACAGAUUCACAAAGAAGCCAAAGCUAAAUCAGACAGACUGAGAGUUACAGAGAAUUGUUCUCCGGUUAUAAAGAAGGUCACAGAGGAGGAUGUUGGUGUUUACAACUGCAAACAGUUCAGAUCAGGAGAACAACAAGAUCCAGACUCUGAUGUUUAUCUGUCUGUUGUUACCAUGACUGGACAUCUGGACAAUGAUGAGGUGACGUUACGCUGCUCUGUGUUGAGAUAUGGACGGUGUGAUCACAGAGCGAAGUGGCUGCUUCUGGGUCAAGAUGUGGUUAAAGAUCACAGAGAUAUAAAGACAUCACAGUCUUCCUGCUUUGCCUCUGUGACAUUUCUGACUUCUCUCUUUAGUUACACAACAAGGUUUGAGUUGCUUACUUGUGAAGUAACUAAUGAUGACAUAACAGAAGUUCUUCUGUUUCCCUUACAGCUAAAAACCUCUGACUAUAUUUCACACUUGGGACUUCUCUCUUUAGUUACACAACAAGGUUUGUGGUGGGUCAUCAUGGUGUCUGUGGGGUUAGCAGCUCUCAUCAUCACCGUGGUUACAGUCCACAUCUGGACCAGAGCUAAAGGGGACAAAAAACGGAUGACAAAAAACCUCGAGCAGAAUGAUGAAGAUGAAGAUGAAGAUGAGGUGAACUAUGAAAACGAUGGAUGGGCUUCUGCCUCUGUGUGACUGAUCAACAACAUCAACUCCCCUCAGAGUCCAUGCUGUCAAACAUCACCUUCUCAUAUUCUACAGGAGAAAACAGGAGAACCAUGAGAUCAUUGGAACAUUUCUGAUGACUGAGAACACCUGAGCAGUGUUCAUUUUGGCAGCUAUUUUUGAUUUAGACUUUAGACGAAAAUGGUUAUUAGUUUUAGUCACAUUUUAGUCCUUUUUGUCCUUCAUAGCUUUGGUCUAGUUUUAGUCGAUGAAAAAUCAUUACAUUUUAGUCAACUUUUCGUCAAAAUGUUUUCUCUCUUUAAACUAAUUCAGUUAAACACAGGUAUCUGAAACUGGAAUCAAGGUGACAGCAUCAAGUGUUGAAAUUCCUAAAGCAACAUUUCACUCUCUUCACACUUUACUUUGAACGGUACUACUACUCUUACAAAUCUGUGUGCAGGCCGCUGCAGCGUGUCUGUUAGGCCCCACCCCCCGCACACAGUGAGAGAGA